This is a messenger RNA of Psilocybe cubensis, 540 nucleotides long. RefSeq lists its product as uncharacterized. NCBI's taxonomy places the organism in Eukaryota, Fungi, Basidiomycota, Agaricomycetes, Agaricales, Agrocybaceae. The coding region runs from base 1 to 540 and encodes 179 amino acids. The record is from RefSeq and is a predicted model, not a curated record. The transcript has a single exon.
AUGGGUUCGUUCCCUCAGCAAUUCUUUUCGGUGACCAUCACAUCGCUAUGCAUUUCCGGCAUUGGAAUGGUCUUUGGGGGCCUGGCGACUGACCUCUCACCCAUUGUAUGGCUGAUUCCCUUGGUCAUUGCCCUCACUUUCAUUUACAACACUUACAUCCUUCUUACCGGAAGUUCGGAGUCGUACAACAGCCCCCGACUCUACUCUGCGCUUACUGUUGGAGUGGCCUACUUUCUUACCUUUCUUUGGACCAUCUCCCUUGCGGCAUCUAUUACCAUGACAUGCCUGCUUUUAACCAACAUCAUCAAUACCCCCGAUGAAAACAUCAAAAUCUGGAUGCCCAUUGUAUCAGGCGUCUCAUUACUGCAAUCCGUCCUUCUGGGAUUUAUGGCCGUCCGAUCACAUCAAGAAAUGAAGCAAAUUCGGUAUAAGAAUAAAUGGAAGUGGAGAAUCGAUAUCCAAGGGGUGAAUAACUCUCAGUGGAGGUUGGUGGUUGCGAUUUCUCUCAUUCUUCUUGUACUGACCCGCUCUGCGCAAUAG